This is a messenger RNA of Salvia hispanica, 3569 nucleotides long. RefSeq names its product protein SEMI-ROLLED LEAF 2-like. NCBI's taxonomy places the organism in Eukaryota, Viridiplantae, Streptophyta, Magnoliopsida, Lamiales, Lamiaceae. The record is from RefSeq and is a predicted model, not a curated record.
AAGCAACAAUUUGUGAAUCUCCCACCUUUUACCGUUUGAAGGUCGUUGAAAAACCUCCCCCCAUUUCCUCAAUUCAGUCCCUAAUCCAAAAUUCCCCUCAAAUCCACACACCUUUCUAAUUAUUUCCCCAUCUGCGAUCCUCAUUCUCAAUUUCUAUCUCACAAUCCCACAUCAACUGCCCCGAUUCUGUUAUGUGGAGGUGGAAUCGAGGGCUAUAGUUUUGCUCAAGGGCUGACAACAGGAAAUGGGUGGGAUUUCGAAGCGGAUCGUGCCGGUUUGCGACAGCCUCUGCGUCUGUUGCCCGGCAAUGCGUCCCCGAUCGCGCCACCCCGUCAAGCGCUACAAGAACCUUCUCGCAGAUAUAUUUCCUAAAAAUUUGGAUGAAGAACCCAAUGACCGAAAAAUCAGUAAAUUGUGUGAAUAUUGUUCCAAAAACCCUCUACGAGUACCCAAGAUUACAAGUUUACUUGAGGAAAGAUGCUACCGGGAACUGAGAAAUGAAAACAUCAAGUGUGUUAAAGUUGUCAUAUGUAUCUACCGGAAGUUGAUUAUAUCUUGCCAGCAGCAGAUGCCUUUGUUCGCUGGUAGUUUCCUCAGUAUCAUUCACAUCUUGCUUGAGCAGACUAGGCAGGAUGAAAUACGAAUCAUUGGUUGCCAAGCUCUUUUUGACUUUGUAAAUAACCAGAAGGAUGGUACCUAUAUGUCAAACUUUGAAGGUCUGAUUCCAAAACUCUGCCUUCUAGCUCAAGAAAUGGGAAAUGAUGAAAGGAUAUCACAACUACGAUGUGCUGGGCUUCAAGCACUCUCUUCUAUGAUUUGGUUCACGGGUGAAUUUAGUCACAAGUCAACGGAACUUGACAAUGUUGUUUCUGCUGUCCUGGAAAAUUAUCAAGACACUGAUAAGGAGACCAAUUUUUCAAAUAAUAGCACCCAGGGAAAACAAAUGCCUUUGUCAUCAGAUAUCUUGAAAAGAGAUAUUUCUUGGAGAAGGAUUGUUAAUGAAAAAGACUAUUAUACCACAUCAGAUAGAGGUUGCCCUAAAUUCUGGUCAAGAGUCUGCUUGCUUAACAUGGCAAAGUUGGCGAGAGAGGCUACAACAGUGCGGCGUGUUCUUGAAGCUUUGUUCUGUCACUUUGAUCGCAACAAUCUUUGGUGUCCUGAUCAUGGGCUUGUCCUUCCAGUGCUUCUGGAUAUGCAAUCAAUAAUGGAGAACUCUGGGCAUAACACUCAUUUCUUGCUAUGUGCUGUGAUCAAGCAUCUCGAUAAUAAGAAUGUUCUGAAAAACCCAAAUAUGCAGAUAGAUAUUGUUCAAGUUGCUAUCUCCCUGGCUCGAGUAACAAAGGUCCAGCCGUCUGUGCAGAUUAUUGGAGCGUUUAGUGACAUGAUGAGACACUUGCGGAAAAGCUUACAUUACACUCUUGAUGACUCAGAAUUGGGAGAUGAAGUUAUUCGAUGGAAUAAAAAGUUUUACGCUGUUAUCGAUGAGUGCCUUGUUCAAUUGUCUUAUAAGGUAGGAGAUGCAGUGCAUAUCUUGGAUGCUAUGGCUGUGAUGAUGGAGAGCAUUUCAAGCACGACAGUUAUGGCUAGAAACACCAUUUCAGCUGUCUACCGUGUCGCACAAAUUGUAGCAUCCAAACCAAAUAUAUCGUAUCAAAACAAGGCUUUUCCUGAAGCAUUACUCCAUCAAAUACUUUUGGCCAUGGUCAGUUCAGACCAUGAGACAAGGCUGGGAGCUCAUCGCAUAUUUUCAGUUGUACUUGUCCCUUCAUCUGUCUGCCCACAAAGACAUGCUGAUUUAGAGAGGACACUUUCCAGAUCUGCUUCUGCAUUUUCUUCUUCUGCUGCUUUAUUCGAGAAAAUAACAAAAGAAAAUGGUUUACCCCUAAAUGUUGUUGACCAAGCUGAUGACAUUUUAAAUUCUACGGAAGAAAAUCCCAAAGACCAAUCCUUACUUACUCGACUUACAUCCAGCUAUAGUAGAAAGCCUACUUUCAAGAGACAUUCUCUACCUCCAAGUUUGAGUAAUGUGGAGAAGGAACUGAAAGGAAUAUCUCUGAAGUUAAAAAGCCGGCAAAUAAGUCUCUUGCUUUCUUCGAUCUGGGUACAGGCGAUCUCCCAUUUGAACACUCCUUCAAACUAUGAAGCAAUUGCACAUACAUACAGCUUGGUAGUGAUAUUUUCACAAAACAAGAAAACAAGUAUUGACAUCCUCAUUCAAAGUUUCCAGCUAGCAAUUUCCUUAAGGAGCAUAUCUCUUCAAGGAGGCUCACUUCCACCAUCUCAACGAAGAUCGCUUUUCACCUUGGCUACAUCGAUGGUCAUUUUCUUAUCAAAAGCCUACAGUUUUCUUUUUCUUGCCACCCAUGCCAAGUCUGCCUUAAGGGAUGAAAUAAUUGAUCCUUUUCUCCGCUUGGUAGAUGACAGCAAGUUACAAGCUCUAGAUCAAAAAAUAGUAGUUGGUGACAUGGUAAAAAACUAUGGGUCAAAGGAAGAUAAUGAAGAUGCAUUAAAGUCGCUAUCCAUGAUAAAUAUCAGUGAUGAGCAGUCUCCAGAAUUUUUCGCUUCCAUGAUUUUGAAAGCUAUGGAGAAGCUAUCUGAUGAUGAUUUAUUCAACAUAAAGGAGCAGUUGCUUAAAGAUUUUAUUCCUGAUGAUAUUUACCCGCUGAAAGUGCAGCUAAAUACAGAAACUUCUGGGCAAACCUACCAACUGGGUUCAAAAGAACUUGCUGAGGUGGAGCAUUCGAUAUUCUCAACAAGUGAUGACUGCCCAACUGAGUCAUUUGUUAGCCGAACGGAUUCAUGCUCCCAGUUGACACUGGGAAGUCCCAAUCUACUGGGUGUUGAUCAAUUUAUGAAUAUGGUCUCAGAGACGACAAAAGAGGUUUCACAACUUUCAUUCAAAGCCCCCUCUGACAUGCCAUUCAAGGACAUGGCAAGCCACUGUGAAGCUCUUCAGAUUGGAAAGCAGCAAAUCAUGUCAAACUUCCUGGGUAGCCCGUUGACUGAAGACAGAUUAAGCUCCUGUAGUCAGGACAGUGCCCAGACACAUGACGUGUUGCCUCAAUCAUGUCUUGAGCCAGGAGAUAUAACAAUGCAACUGCCCAGUGCUGUUCCGGGGAGUUGCGUAGCUGAAUCUCAAGACGUUUCUGAGCUGCUUCAUUUGCCAGUUUCGAGUCCGUACGACACUUUCUUGAAGGCUGCCAGUGGUUGACACACCUCUGUGUGUAGUGGAGGUGCAAAAUCUUGAUUAUUAUGCAAAGCAUACAUAUAGAGGAAGGAUAUAUAUAUGUACAGAUAUCUGUGGCAUGGUGAUUUAAUUCAUUAUAAGGGUCUUUCAUUUCAUCGCAAAGAUUUGUCAAUGCCUGCCAGAAGGAUUGCGGCUGCGGGGUGAAGGGUACCUCAAAUUUCUCAAACACUAGAAUGGCGAAUGGUUGUUGAUUGUAUAUUUCUUUUACUGUGUUUUUGGCGUGAGAAAUUUGUAAAACUGUAAAAUGUGUGCCCAACGCAUUAGUUGGGAUUGGAAGUAUUCAUCAUUUAAUAUCAAUUCAGUUAUUAUUGUUUUCUUUUUA